This is a messenger RNA of Prunus armeniaca (apricot), 336 nucleotides long. NCBI's taxonomy places the organism in Eukaryota, Viridiplantae, Streptophyta, Magnoliopsida, Rosales, Rosaceae. The record is from the annotation of a GenBank genome assembly.
AUGGUGGAUGAUGUUCAUGUAGCGAGGAAUGCAACUUGGCCUACGAGGAUUGCGGCUCAGAUAGAAGUAGCAUUUUCGAGGCUUGCAAGGAUUACGGCUCGGCCUGUGAGGAUUGUGACUCGGAUAGAAAUGGUAUCUCUGAUGCCUGCGAGAAUUGCGGCUCUGAUAGAAGUGGUAUCUCCGAGGCCUGCGAGGAUUGUGGCUCGGCCUGCGGGGAUUGCGGCUUGGAUAGAAGUGAUGUCUCCAAGGCCUGCAAGGAUUGCUGUUCGAGUAGACUUGGUGUCUCCGAGGCCUAUAAGGAUGGAAUUGACGGAUCAGGAAUGGGGGUACGCCUAG